CCACAAAAUUAUCGUGUGAAGUGGCAAUUGGAUGAACGGUUUGUGGAGGCAUGUCCAACGUUGAGGGAUGCAUCUUCUUUAGAUUCAGAAAUAAGACAAGAAGAUGAUGAGGAGGCUAUGAAGCAGGUAGUGGUUAGAUCACUUUCAAUGGCCGAUGCGGAAUUGGGAGUCAGUUUUGGGGCAGGGGUUCUAGUAAAUUGAGUGUCGGCGAUGAGACGGGAGGUUCGUUAUUGUUAUCAGUUCAAUGAGCUUGUUGAAGAGCUGGGUGAUGAACAAAACAACUUAAUGUCAACCACAAAUGACAUGCUAGCCCAAUUAAGAAGAGAGAGAGCCAACUGUAAAGAGCCGUCAUAUGUCCUUCAGCGUCAAUUGCUUAAAGCAGAGUAUCUGAUAGGAAAAGCGGAGACGCUUAAACAUAAAGCAGAAGCAAGCCAGAGCUGUUGCUAUGGGGCUUGCCCAAACUGGAUACGUCGAUAUAUUGUGGGCAAGAAAGCAGAGAAGGAAACGGUAGCAAUGAAGUAUCUUAAUGCAAGUUUGAGACGAGAACUGUUGCCAUUACUUCAACCCAUGGGCCCAGCAGAAGAUUUCAUUCUAUUCAAGAGCACAGAAGAAGCACGCAACAACAUCUUAAAGGCACUGAGAGAUGAUAAGAAGAUAAAAAUUGGGCUUUGUGGACCGGGGGGUUGUGGUAAGUCAACCCUGUUAAAAGAAUUGCACAAGGAAGUGAAUGACUCUAAACUUUACCAGACAGCAUUUGUUGUUGUGUCCCACCCUCCCAAUUAUCAUGCUAUUCAAGAAAGCAUUGCAAGCUGGAUGGGCCUGGAAUUUGGGCCUAUAGCGCAAAAUGUACGAUCUAGAGCUGCAAGACUGUGCAUGGAAUUUGGAAUGGUUGAUAAAAAAUUUCUUAUAAUUCUGGAUGAUGUGUGGCAAGAGCUUGACUUUGAAGCCAUCGGAAUUCCUAUUGGUGAGAAUUGCAAGGUUCUUCUUAGUACUCGACGGCAACAGAUAUGUGACAUCAUGGAAUUUCACGAAAUGAUUUAUUUGUCACUUUUAACAGAAGAGGAAUCCUGGCAAUUUUUCCAACGUCAUGCUGGAGAAAUAAAAGACACAUUCCAACAAGCAGCUUGCGAGAUCACUCGUGAAUGUGGUGGAUUACCUGUUGCAAUUAAAGCUACGGCCAGUAUUUUGAGGGGCCAAGAACAUUUUGCAUGGAAAGACGCACUGGCAACAUUGAAAGAACGUGGAUGGCCGCUAAAUAUUGAAGAAGGACUGGAUGAUGCUUUCACAUCUUUGAAAUUCAGUUUAGAUUCGUUGAAGCAUGAUGCAGAGGAGCUAUCACUCUAUUUAUUAUGUGCUCUAUUCCCCAAGCAUUUAGAAAUCGCUAUUGAAGUUCUAAUCAGAUUUGCAUUUGGGUUGGGCAUAUUUCAAGGUAUUGACUCAUAUCAAGGAGCUAGGUCCAAAGUGCAUGCAGCCAUUGAUAAGUUCAGUAAGUACUGUUUGUUAUCGCAAGAAAGACAAUAUGUCAAAUUACACGACCUGUUACAUGAUUUGGCCUUAUGGGAAUCAAAGGAAAAAACUCAAGUGAGUAUGGGACCUAGACAGAUUGUAACCUUGACGGAGGCAAAAUAUAUGAAAGAUACAAACAGAUUAUAUUGCCAUGAUAUAAGAGAAAUUCCAGAUCAGUUGAUUUGCCCGGAACUUGAGAUACUAGUUGUGUCCAAUAAUGGUGGAUACUCAUCAAAAUUCCCAUAUAUGUUUUUCAAGGAGAUGGUAAAACUGAAAGUGCUAGCCAUAAAAAAUACAUCUAUUGGGAUGAACCCGGUUCUACUGCUACCUGAAUCAAUUGAUAGACUAAAAAUGCUUCGAACUCUUUGUUUGAGAGGAUGGACAUUAAUUGAUAUCUCUGUUUUUCAAAAAAUGGAGAUGCUUCACACUGUUGAGCUAUUAUAUUGUGAAAUGAAAGAGCUGCCUGAAGAAUUAGCAAAUCUAAAGGCGUUAAGAUUAUUGGAAGUGUCACAUUGCAAAAUAGGAGGGAAUCCUUAUAAGGUGCUUACCAGAUGUUCCCAACUGGAGGAGCUGUAUUUUGUUGAAGAUCAUCUUCCAGAUAUGGUGCAGGCACAUCAGAAUGUUGCUGAAAUUUGUCAUCGAAUUAGCUCCUUUAAUGUACUCCAAAGGUAUCAUUUAGAAAUUGGAGGCUCCGUAAAUACUUCCAAGGAUGAUUAUUCGUUGUCUAAACUCAUAUCAAUAAAUAAUUUUGAUGCCUCUAUCCCAAACGCAGUAGUCAAGGCAUUGCCCCAGACACUAGAGGUUCUUUUCUUUGAAAAAAUUCUGGGGAAUUGUACAAGCAUCGUUCCUGACAUAUUUCCAAUACAGGGUGAAUGUUUGGAUGAGUUAAAAGAAUUUGUGCUUCGUGAUUCUGAUUGCAUAAAAUGGCUGAUCGACACCACAAAUGAUCAAUCAUAUCAAGCUAGAAUCAUCUUCUCCAAGUUGCAGGUGUUGAAAGUGGAAGCCAUGAAAUGCUUGGAAGCCUUUUGCCAUGGUCCACCUCCUUCUGGCCUUUUUGAGAAGUUACAGAAGAUGUUUAUAACAAACUGUAGCCAAUUGGCAUCUCUCUUCACAGCUACCUGUGCUCAAAAAUGGUGAUGUUAGAAGAGCUAGAAGUGAUAGGUUGUGGUGAACUGAGGCAUAUGGUUACAGUUGACAAUGAUGAUGAUAUUUCAGCAAGGCCUGUGCUCCCAAAGUUGAACCAAGUCAGGGUAAAAAGUUGUGAAAAUCUA
Messenger RNA from Prosopis cineraria, 2777 nucleotides. RefSeq names its product disease resistance protein At4g27190-like. Gene Ontology annotation, molecular function: ATP hydrolysis activity; ADP binding. Bases 211 to 2643 code for a protein of 810 amino acids. The transcript has 2 exons. The record is from RefSeq and is a predicted model, not a curated record. NCBI's taxonomy places the organism in Eukaryota, Viridiplantae, Streptophyta, Magnoliopsida, Fabales, Fabaceae.